AUGGCUCAAGCAGAAAUGGUGACAGUGCGCAUGUCGCGCGGCCAAAUGAGCACACCAUGGGGCUUCGAUAUUGGACCUGAUCUCGCCAUAAUUAAUGUAAUCGGAGGCUCGCUAGCUGAUCGUGCUGGGUUACUAAAUGGUGAUAUUUUAGUAGAACUCGAAGGUCACCAAGCUUUAAAUAUCGAAUUAGCAAAACAAUUGUUAUCAAAAACGGAACACAGAGUGGAAUUGAUUGUGCAUAGGACGGGAGGCAGUACAAUACAUCGAAUUUGGCAACCGUCGGUAACUGAAAAUACAGAAUAUAAUAAAUUUCAACAUUCUGUAUUCAAUGUUGCUCCGACCGAUACUCAAAAAAUGGAGCCUCCGAUUGUUCCUUUGAAAGUGUCGUUGGAACACCAGAAUCCAGUAAUUUUCGUUUCACUUAAAUCAAAAUUAGCAAAUCUUAACCAAACUAAUACGUUUCUUUUUCCGCUAUUCUCACCUUUGAGUAAGAACCAUGAGAAAUGA
Messenger RNA from Loa loa (African eye worm), 507 nucleotides. RefSeq lists its product as hypothetical. The transcript is spliced from 3 exons. Gene Ontology annotation, molecular function: protein binding. Lineage: Eukaryota; Metazoa; Nematoda; Chromadorea; Rhabditida; Onchocercidae. The coding region runs from base 1 to 507 and encodes 168 amino acids. The record is from RefSeq and is a predicted model, not a curated record.